AGGUAGUCCUCUGGCUUCAGGAGGACACUUCCGGGCCUGUCCCCUGUCCCUGUUCCGGUCCCUGUUCGUGUCCUGUCUCGGUGGUGAAGUUGUCUGACAGCUCUCUCCGUCGUCCAGCAGCUAAACCCCGCAGAGAGGUCUCGGUCAUGUCGGCAGCAGCUGCGGGUUCCAGCAGGUCUCCUCAUGGGGAGAGAGAGGUGCUGCUCCCCGCCAAGAAGAAGAAGGGACCCGGCGCCCUGGCAACGGCCUACCUGGUCAUCUACAACGUUGUUAUGACAGCAGGGUGGCUGGUGAUCGCGGUGGGUCUGGUCAGAGCGUACCUGGCCAGAGGAAGCUACCACGGGCUCUACUACUCCAUAGAGAAGCCUCUCAAGUUCUUUCAGACGGGAGCUAUUCUGGAGAUACUGCACUGUGCUGUAGGAAUCGUCCCGUCCUCUGUGGUCCUGACUGGAUUCCAGGUCUUGUCCCGGGUCUUCCUCACCUGGGCCGUCACACACAGCGUCAGGGAGGUGCAGAGUGAGGACAGCGUGCUGCUGUUCGUCACGGCGUGGACCGUCACCGAGAUCAUCCGCUACUCUUUCUACACCUUCAGCCUCCUCAAUCACCUGCCAUACCUCAUCAAAUGGGCCAGGUACACCUUUUUCAUCGUGCUGUAUCCCAUGGGAGUGACGGGGGAACUGCUGACUAUCUAUGCAGCGCUGCCGUACGUGCAGAAGACGGGCCUGUACUCCGUCACUCUCCCCAACAAGUACAACUUCUCCUUCGACUACUACACCUUCCUCAUCCUCGUCAUGAUCUCCUACAUUCCCCUCUUCCCCCAGCUUUACUUCCACAUGAUACGACAGAGGAAGAAGGUUCUGGGCCACGCGGAGGACUACAGCAAAGUGGAGUGAGCCCGGCAGCAUUCAGAAAGAUCUGAUGAAGAGAAAGAAAGAAAACCAAAACAAGCAACAAGAAGAAGAGGAACAAAAAUCACGUCUGCUUAAAGAACCAGCCAGAGCAGACCUCUAACCUGGCACCAACAUCCAGUUAUCAAGCAACUCUUAUUCUAUUCUUUCUCCAGCUGUUGUCCGGGUUGUGUAGAUGCUCACAGAUCAUUGAACAAACCUUUAUUUGUUUGUUUUUUUAAUUUAUGAAUGAACAGUUCCUUUUUGUUUAGUCGGGGAGCUUUGCAGCUGUAAAGAAGCGGUAUCUUGACCUGGGUACCGUCGAGUUGCUGUCUGAGCGCUGAGCAGAACUCGGUCACGUUGAACUGAACGAUGCACUGAUAGAAAACGAUAACCUCCUUUUUUUAAACGUCACUGUAGAAAUAGAUUCAGCUCACCUUUUAAGAAGCGAUGUAGAAAGAAUAAUGAAGACUAGUAGGUCGUAGGUGUGUUUGCAUCUACUGCUGCAAACUGUGGUCCACGUUUGUUUGUUUCUCUUUCAUUCAUUUCAGUUUGAUUACAUUCCUAAUUUACUUCAAUAAACCUUUUCCAUUCUGUGC
Messenger RNA from Sebastes umbrosus (honeycomb rockfish), 1486 nucleotides. RefSeq names its product 3-hydroxyacyl-CoA dehydratase 2 (gene hacd2). The record is from RefSeq and is a predicted model, not a curated record. The transcript has 7 exons. Lineage: Eukaryota; Metazoa; Chordata; Actinopteri; Perciformes; Sebastidae. Bases 147 to 893 code for a protein of 248 amino acids. Gene Ontology annotation, molecular function: 3-hydroxyacyl-CoA dehydratase activity. Gene Ontology annotation, biological process: fatty acid elongation; sphingolipid biosynthetic process; very long-chain fatty acid biosynthetic process. Gene Ontology annotation, cellular component: endoplasmic reticulum membrane.